AUGUCUUCCGUAGAAAAUGAAAUUACUGACCUUCAUUUAAGCCUUGAUUGUGGUGAUAAUGCUGGUAAAACACAUACCCCGCACAUUCUACCAGAGUGUGUUGGACCUAUGCAGAUCACUGAAUAUGUCACAUCUGACACCCUAUAUUUAAGCAGAAGAAACUUAAAAUAUGUUGUGGAUUGCAUUUUGAAGAAUACUACUUUAAAGGUAGGUCAAGCAGAUGAUUCUGAUGCUCUCAUUUUCAAGAAUAUGCUUUGUUAUUCAGAGCUGACUGUAUCCUCUCUAACUGUAUCUUCCUGUUGUUUUAAGAAUUUGUAUCUUGAAGGUAAUGAAAUAUCCAUGCUUCCGGAUACGCUGUUCACCAGUUUGUCAAACUUGGUGUGGUUAGAUCUCAGAAAUAACCAAAUCACAUCCCUUCCUGCGGAAAUUGGUCUACACAGGUAUUGUAGGCUAGUUUGUAUUGGCUUAUCAACCAAAAUAUCUGUAGAUGUGCUGUGGAUUUUAAUGGAUUCAUUUAUUAAUUGGUUGAUGCAGAUGUCUGAAAACGGUGCUGCUAGAAGGCAAUCCUAUCACAGAGCUUCCACUGGAAUUGGGUGGGUUGAACUCUGUCACCUUGUUUCUAUUAUCCUUUACACAAGAACAUCAUUGCAUUUUAUCAAGUCUUCAGUGACUUUUACAGUAUUUUGGGAUAGGCUGCAUGUCCCUCUCAGGAUGCUUGGACUUCAUUUCCUUUACUUGAAGAGUGGGUGUGACAUGUUGUUUAUUCCCAUCUUAUUCUUCAGUGACCCAUCUCCAGCUGUGAACUGCAUUAGGAUUUCUGACAUAUGUGUUUGUACUUCUCAGGUAACGUGAUUACUCUCAAGGCCCUGAGUUUGAGGCAUUGCCCCAUCACGUUUCCGCCUCAAGAGGUUGUGCAGCAGGGCCUCCAAUGCAUCCUCCAGUACCUACGGAGUGCCAUGGCCGAACGACCGGUUAGUGUGCGGAACUCUCUUCCAGGUGAAUGAUAUCGAUAACUGUAGUGUCACCUAAUGAAGUUGAACAAUGUGACGGCAAGGUGCUUGUGUGGUGUCCGCCCUUCUGUCCACCGCCAUCUGUUCUUUUGUAUAAGAAAGAAAGGCUGGCCACCAAAAUAGCUCCUUGCCCUUGUUCCACUUCAGUGGUGUGACUUCUGUUCCCUUGGAGACGGCGCAUGCAGCAGGCAGACUUUUUGUGUAGCUCUACCCAGUAAUAUUUUUAGCCAGAUUAAAAUGACCGAUAACCAGAGGCGCUUUGUCAUCAACCACUGUCUAGUAGUGCCUAUGGGUAAUCAGCAUGACUAGCCAAGUCACCCCUCAGCAGAAAGCCUACAUCUAGAACAAAGGUGCCCUGUUGUAUCUUUAUAUAUAUAUAUAUAUAUAUAUAUAUAUAUAUAUAUAUAUAUAUAUAUAUUAUACUAUUAAAAAAGAGGAUCAAGGCUCACUGUUUCUCUGGAAAAGUAAUUGAAUCUUGAUGGAUAUUAUGUUGUCACUGCCAGGGCAAUAUGCCAGCAUUCAGAUCAUGUCAUACCAGAUUUCAUCAUGUUAGUUCAUGAAUGAGAGGACAUGCUUACUAUGGGCUCAUUACAGCUUCAACUUGACAUCUAGUAUUCACUAAAACAUUUAUUUCAGCAUAGAUGCAAAGGAUCCAAAAGAGGACAAUUGUUUAUAUAGGAAGUGACAGAAAUGUGAUUAUUUUGCUACCAUAAUCAUUUUCAUGGAAAGUUGUUGUUGAUGUUUUGGUGGCAGACAUGCCCCCAGUGGAGAAGCUACAGUUGACAGAGCUUGUGAAGUCCAGUUUGGACCUUUGUGAAGAGGUGGUGGAUGAAGACGAGCUGCAGAGGUUCAGAGAGCUGAGGCAGAAGAUGAUACAAAUGGACAGAGCUGAGUUUGGCUUUGCCCUCCCUAUUUCACGUCUCCCUAGAGCAGCAGAGGGCGAUAGAGGCCACAAUACAUACCCCCUGCCCAUCAUUAAAAGGUAAAUUUAAAAAGGUUUGUCCUCUGGUAAAGUUAUGGGAGUAAUGACAGGCGUCUGGUAACUGCAUAUCUAGGGGAAACUCAGUAGUCUACAGUGUCCUCUCCUUAUUUGAACUGCCUAACUCUUUAACCAGACUGACCACUAUACUCAGCACAGUGGGCAGUAUGGUUUACGAGGCUAGCAAUGAUAGGUGUAAGCAAUAUGGUGGAUGCCUUCUCUGAGGAAUUAAAUGCAGUGAAUUGCAGUGAAGGAAAGGUGACAAGGAGAGGGAGCCACUGUAGACUAAUAGGCUAUUGAGAUGGAAAAUACUGCAUGGACAGUCAAAGUAUAUUUUUAUGACAGUCUCUGAGGAGGAGGCCUAGCGAUAAAAUCUCCCAGGCUCUGCAGGGACACGGUCCUUCUGAGAGCAAUAAAAAUAAAACAUUUUAUUUCGAUUUAUUUGUCAGAAAGAAAGAGAUUACCAGGGGAAAUAUAUUUCCCGAGCUCCCUCCCUUUGACAUGCAGUACUGCAAGAGGUCAGAGGAGAGAAGACUGGCUGCAAUGAAAGAGCUUAAAGAAAAACAAGCCAUUCUUGAACAAAGGAGGAAGUAAGUAAGUUAUUACUGUUGGAUUUUAUAGAACCCAACAGAAUUAUCUCGCAUCAGUAGGCUAUACUGCUGACCCCCUACUGCGUUUGUGGCCUUUUGAAUCACAUUAAUUACAUACAGUAUUUAGUUGCGAACUAUGUUAUACCAGGGGUGAGAGAGAAUUGUCUCUCUACUUGCAGUUUCAGAAAGCAGGGGUGUAUUGUGUCAAAUUGGCAUUUGAUGAAGUCCCAGAAAGGGAGGGAUCAAUAUUAUGUGUCUGCAAAAGCCAAUGACAAUGCCAAUAAGGGGUAGGUAAAGAAAUCCAGCAAGAUCUAAGAUGAGCUUAUCCGACCCCAAUCCUAACCUAAACAAAAUAAAAGCGAACUUAGAUCAGUGUUUAUGGGGUACUUGAUUCCUCACAGUGCUUUAUAUGGCCCUGCCCUUCUUUUCCCUUAGAGACCAAGAGCUCCUUAAGGAAUGGCGUACUCAUGCUAGGGUCAUGCAGGAGAGGAAAAUCUUAGAGCACAAGCAGGAAAGGCGUGAGAGACAUAGAAGAGAAGAGGUAUGUCUGUUCUGUAUGUCUGCUUUCACUCCCAUUCUAGUUUUGGAAUAUACUAUUUUGUUCACUUACAGAACCGAAAGCAUUUUUCUGAUUAAAAUUUCUCCCUUUCCAAUGACCAGAGGAGGGCAGCAUAACACCAUCCUGAGUAAAGGUUUUCACAGUCAUUGGAAAGGGAGAAAAUUAGAAUUAGUAAAAUGCUUUCAGUUAUGUUCUUGUUAUAAGGAAACUAUCUGAGAGAAGUUAGAGUAGAGUAGAAAGAGAGAGACUGACUGGAGUCCUUGUUUCCAUUCUGGAUGAGCAGACGUUGAAAAAGAUAGUGUCAGGCUGUGCAGACACUCAGCUGAGGCUGUCCAGGUCAGAGGCAGCGACAGGCCUAGCUAAUGAUGGAUCACUGUGCCUCCAGUGUGCCGAGUCAGUCAUCCUGCAGUCAGAUGUCUCCAGCGAGGCUGCACCACAGCUGGUAAACACACCCCUUCCACAGAACGCUAGCACACACACAGUCAGAUACACACCGACACAGCAGCAGACUAGACUGCGUGGCCGCACACAACUCCAUCACCAUUAUUAAGUUUGCAGACGACACGACGGUGGUAGGCCUGAUCACCGACAACGAUGAGACGGUCUACAGGGAGGAGGUCAGAGACCUGGCAGUGUGGUGCCAGGACAACAACCUCUCCCUCAACAUCAGCAAGACAAAGGAACUGAUCGUGGACUACAGGAAACAGAGGGCUGAGCAUGCCCCCAUCCACAUCGACGGGUCUGUAGUAGAGCAGGUCGAGAGCUUCAAGUUCCUCUGUGUCCACAUCACUAAGGAAUUAUCAUGGUCCACACACACCAACACAGUCGUGAAGAGGGCACAACAAUGCCUCUUCCCCCUCAGGAGGCUGAAAAGAUUUGGCAUGGACCCUCAGAUCCUCAAAAAGUUAUACAGCUGUACCAUUGAGAGCAUCUUGACUGGCUGCAUCACCGCCUGGUGUGGCAACUGCUUGGCAUCCGAGCGUAAGGCGCUACAGAGGGUAGUGCAUACAGCCCAGUACAUCACUGGGGCCCAGCUUCCUGCCAUCCAGGACCUCUAUAGCAGGCGGUGUCAGAGGAAGGCCCUAAUAAUUGUCAAAGACUCCAGCCACCCAAGUCAUAGACUGUUCUCUCUGCUACAGCACGGCAAGCGGUACCGGUGUAUCAAGUCUGGAACCAACAGGACCCUGAACAGCUUCUACCCCCUAGCCAUAAGACUGCUAAAUAGUUAGUCCGGGUAGCUAUUGGUUAACUAUUUAACUAUCUGCAUUGACCCUUUUUGCACUAACUCUUUUGACUCAUCACAUAUGGCACUGUUAAUUAUAUAUCCUUUUGCCUAGUCACUUUAUCCCUACCUAUAUGUACAUAUCUACUUCAAUUACAUCGUACCCCUGCAUAUCGACUCGAUACUGGUACCCCAUGUAUAUAGUGAAGUUAUUGUUACGCAUUGUGUAUUUAUUCCUCGUGUUAUUAUUUUUAUAUUAUUACAAAUAUAUAUAUAUAUAUAUAUCUCUGCAUUGUUGGGAAGGGCCCUUAAGUAAGCAUUUCACUGUAGUCUACACCUGUUGUUUAUGAAGCAUGUGACAAAUACAAUUUCAUUUGAUUUGAUGAUUUGACAUAAGCAAGCGUAACAUCAUGAUGAACAUUAGGUCCCACUCCCACCACAAACCACAAGGUACCAGAACCAGGGUAUACUGCUAACCUGGCACUCAGAGCAACCCAUAGCUGUAUAUAUAAUAGCUAACCUCUUCAGCAAUGCGCCAGGAUAGUAGUAGUCAAUCUGUGUCACUGAUAGACCUUUCAUCCAUCCUUAACUUACUAUAAGUUCACAGUUUCGGUUAGAUGAAUAAAAGACCAGCUUUCUAUAGAAAUUAAUAUAUUGUUUUGUUACAGGUACCUAUAAAAGCUCCAUAUGCCACAGAGGCUCUGUGUAGUGUUGCUGAAAGUGGUGAGGUCAAGACCCAUAAACCCCCACCAAAGAGGAUCCAGAGACAGAGAUCGUUCCUGUCCCAGAAGGAACACGAGGAAGCCAGGUAUGAUGUAGCUAUGAUGUGUCUAUCAAUGGAUACACUGUUGCCACUGAGCUACUAACAGUAGCCACCAACGGAAGCAAUGGCAGAUCAAUCAAAGCAUUGGCAGCUAAGAGCUGAAUUGCAGUCCAUCUAAAUAAAUAACAAAAUAAUGAAAUCAAUCAAUCAUGUGAAAUCGUGUGAUAAAUGUAUGUGUGGAGGGAGGGAGCAUUGGUCGGUCACAGCCAGGUGAAAGCCUCAGGAGUCUUGAUCAGGGACAGGGUCAGACAGGUCUGGACUCAGAGCUACUGGUCUCUGUAGUCUGUAGCUUGCCAGCUACUCCUCCGCCACCACCAACAUGCAGCACCCACAACGGUAUGUAACUAAGAGAAUCAUUAGUUUGUGGAAUGGUGGUUCAUUUUACCCUUGACCUGUGUGACCCCAGGGAAGCCCGCGACCGGGAGUUAGAGCAGCGGAUCAGCAGCCAUGUUCAGAUGGUCCAGGAGAGACGCAGGAGGCCCAGUGGCACUGCCCAAGAGGAGACAGAAGCUGCAAGGCAGGACAUGGAGGAAGUAUGUUACUCUUCUACUGUAUAUCAAGCAACCAGUCAAGUCAUUUUCAGUGCUCAAUGACAGAAGCCCCAGGAAUUGAAUGAAAAUCUGGGUGUUUCUUUCAUUGUCGUUUUCUUCCAUUGCUUCUGUUUCAGGCCAAGAGGUUGCAGUCAGAACUUGCUAAGAGAAAACAGGAGAGAGACAUCGAGUAUCGAUUCAUCGCAUUUACUGGGGAGAACUCACCAAGAUGCUAUGACAAGUGAAAGUAUUUUUGGGUGUGUAGGCCUACUGCCAUUUUGAAUUGUUGCCGUAUUAAAUUAAUCGACAUUUUAUGCAAAGUAGUACAGGACAGGGUAGUAUGGAAUUAUAGCACUCUACAAACAGUUUACUCAAUCACAAUGGUAUCCAAUACCCUUUCAUCAAUAAACAUUUCAGCC
This is a messenger RNA of Coregonus sp. 'balchen', 6132 nucleotides long. The record is from the annotation of a GenBank genome assembly. Lineage: Eukaryota; Metazoa; Chordata; Actinopteri; Salmoniformes; Salmonidae.